Egretta garzetta (little egret) is the source of this 6461-nucleotide messenger RNA. It is a transcript of the gene BPNT2, whose product is annotated as 3'(2'), 5'-bisphosphate nucleotidase 2. Gene Ontology annotation, molecular function: 3'-nucleotidase activity. Bases 1 to 891 code for a protein of 296 amino acids. Gene Ontology annotation, cellular component: endomembrane system. The transcript has 5 exons. Gene Ontology annotation, biological process: phosphatidylinositol phosphate biosynthetic process. Lineage: Eukaryota; Metazoa; Chordata; Aves; Pelecaniformes; Ardeidae. The record is from RefSeq and is a predicted model, not a curated record.
AUGAAUGCCCACGACAGCACAGAACAGACUAGUUCUGGCAGUGUGACCUGCUGCAAGCUCCAGGAGCUGGAUCCUAUACUGGCGAGGAAUACAGAUGUUAUUCCCACAUGCACUACAGAUUAUGGCCCCUUUCUGGCUUGUAUCAGGAAUAGCGUGGCCAGCAGGACUAGGGAAGCAAUCAUCACCCUGUACUCAGCACUGAUAAACUCCGAAGAGCGUGUUGAUACAGCUGAUCAGGAGACAGUCUCUUGGGAUCGCAGUAUUCCUGAAGACAUAAAACAAAAAAUACAACCUAAAGAGGUUCCAGCAGAAAGUGUUACUGUCUGGAUCGAUCCGUUAGAUGCUACACAAGAAUACACAGAGGAUCUUCGCCAGUAUGUCACCACAAUGGUUUGCGUGGCUGUAAACGGUAAACCAGUAAUAGGAGUGAUACACAAGCCGUUCUCAAAAUAUACAGCCUGGGCAAUGGUGGAUGGCGGGUCAAACGUAAAAGCACGUUCCUCCUACAAUGAGAAAACUCCAAGGAUUAUUGUAUCCCGCUCCCAUGCAGGAAAAGUUGAGCAGGUUGCACGGCAGACGUUUGGAAAUAAGACUGUGAUAAUCCCAGCUGGUGGAGCAGGUUAUAAAGUGUUGGCCCUCCUUGAUGUGGCUGAAGAGAAUCAAGAAGAAGCUGACGUGUAUAUCCAUGUCACAUACAUUAAGAAGUGGGACAUAUGUGCUGGAAAUGCAGUGUUGAGAGCAUUGGGUGGCCAUAUGACUACCCUGACUGGUGAAGAAAUUAGUUACACUGGCUCAGAUGGCAAUGAGGGAGGACUUAUAGCCAGUAUCAACGUGAACCAUAAAGCACUAAUUGAAAAACUUCCAGAUCUGGAAAAAACAUCGCACAAAUAAACUGACUGAUGGAGAAGUACAAGUCAUGCUUCUGUAGCCUCCAAAUGCUCUGUCUGAAGAAGCGGGUGUGAAAAUCUGCUGGGAAAGAUGCACAGCAAAGCAAAGCAGUUUGGUGUGGGUUUGGGGACUAUAUCGUGCAUUGGGUUUCUUCAGUGGUGGUAUUUAAAAAAGAAUAAAAUAAUAAUAAUCAGAAGUAGGAAGGGGACUGACUGCCUCACACUUGAGUUUCCAUGGGUUUUUUUUUUUUUGAGACUGUUUUCAUGCAGUCCUUAUACUAAAGGUGCAUAUACAGUGUAUACUUGUGAACAUAGGUGAACUAAAGAAAAAUCCAAAUUGAUUCAUAAAAUAACCUAAGUAGUUCUCACAGGAAUUCCUUGGAACCUUUUACAUCUUGUUACUAUAGUUGUAGCAACUCCAUAAUGAAUUAGGUAGGAAAAAAGGUUGAUCUGUAUAGGCAUCUGAUAACUCUGUAACCAAUUUAGCAGGAAACAUGACCCUGUGUUCUGUAUCCCCUGAUCAGAAAGCACAAGAAGGUUGACACAAAUUUAUAUGCAGCAGCAGUUUAUCUUUGACAGUGUGACACUCCUUCUGCUUUUUAAGAGAAAAAAAGAAAUGUUCUGUACUAUUUUGACUUUUUUCCUGAAGAUGUAAACCAGUUUAGUUCAGAUGGGUUGUGAAUAUCAGUGUUUUAUUAAUCAGUGUAAUUAUUUCCAUAUACCUUUUAAAAGAAGGGAACGUUUCCUUGUAUAGUUUUUAAGAGUUACUUCUUGUCCUUGAUUUCUGCGUACAGUGUUGAAGAUGCAUGCUAGAUUUUUCUCUAACGUAGGACUCGUUCAUCAUUUGGUGUUUGUGCCUAUAGCAGCCUCUUCCUUCAGUACCUGGGUUUUUGUUUCUUUCUUUCUUUCCACUGGACAGAGUCAUAUGGAUUGAGUUUAACAGAAAUAGUAAGUUGAUUGGUUGUUUCCAUUUACAACAUGUGAUAUAAACCAGCAAUUUUUCUACAAUCCCAGAAAUAGCUUUCUGUCUUUUUAGGUUAAGGCAUGCUCUUUUCUGCAGAAAGCCCUUGAGCCAUCCCAGACAGCUUGUGGUUACUUGGUUUGUGGAAAUUUACACAGUGACCAUUUGAACUGGAAUCUGUUUAAGCAAGUUUGAAGAACAUGUGGCACUUGAAGUACAGCAGGGUCUGCAAAACUUUACCAAAAAAUGUGCUUUGUCGCUCCAGUAUACACAAAACAGAACAUGGGCCCUUUGAUAUCAAAUGAUGAUUUGUUGCACCUCUAAAAUAUGUGGACUUCUGUCUGCCAAAAUGUAACUGUCUGUAUUGUUGUUCUCUGCACCCCUCUGAAGCUUUUCAGAAUGUUAAAAUGUACCUGUUAUUUGAAUUAUCAGUGGAUAAGCUUCUCAUCUCUCCUCAAGAAAGCUAAAGUUCUUAGUUAAUACAGCUGUUUUCUGUUCAAAGCUUAUUCAGUAUAAGCUUAGGCUGUUUAAAUUCUUAAUUACUUUCAUUUUAACUUAUUUUCAUCAUACUGCUGUUCUGAUAAAGAAGAGGCUUUUCUCCUUAUGUCAGUAGUGGAGCAUGUCUAGAUACCUCUUUGAUUUCUAGCUAAUGUUCACAUUUCCAGAAGACCUCCUCAGAUGUUGCAUAACUACAGAUAUGAGCUUUUAUUUUGUAAACUUACUGGCAAAGUAGACUGAAGCUUAGUCCUACUCGCCUUUUGGUACGGGUAGUUUUUUUUAGAUAACUCUUUUUUCCGAAAUUGACACUAUUGCUGCUGUUUGAAAAUAGCUUUUACACAUGUAGAUAAUACACAAAGCAACUUAACUUCCAAUUUUUAAAUUUAAUAAACUGCUAUAUGCUAUGACAAAUAAGUGAAUAUGCCCUUUUUGAAAAGGGGCUGAUCUAUUUUGAAAAACUUGAGCUUCCAAACCUCAGUGAAGAAUAAAAAUACAGAUAUUUAUCAAGACUUUAGUAAUAUUUUACAAGAAGACUGCAGCUUUUUGUCCUUUGGGCUGAUUUAAAUUACUUGGAGCCUAAUAAAAAAACAGCUCUUUUAUUAGUUAAAGAACAUGGAUUAAAAUUUAAAUAUGAGAUAUAGCCAUAGUUAGCCUAGUAUAAAAACCUCAUUGUGUCACAGAGGUUGAAUGCACAAUAUUUAAAUAGGCAAUUAAGACAAAGUCUGUGACAGGUUUAGAUUCAGGUUGAAAUCAUGUGUAAACUUACAUUGUGAAAAUGUGACUGCUUUUAUUUUGGGUGCGAUUCUAUCACUUCCUUGCAUAAGCUGUGAUCAGACUUAGCUUCUGUAUGAGAAAUGAAAAAUAAGAUGUUACAUAUUGUACAAGGGCUUACGCGCAUCUAGUUGAAGGUGCGGAGCAGUAAACAGAAGUAUUUGCCUAAAUUAUUUUUCCUUAGGAAGGUAAGAUACAAAGAAGAACUUCAGCCCUCCUUUCCUGCUUCCCGUACGCUGGCUAAAAUACCUGGUCUUCCAUCAGGAAGCCUGUGCUUGUUUAGACCCGUUAUGUCUUUAAUUGCUGCGUUGCAGUGGAUCACGGUGUUCAGUACCGUUCACAGUGGACCCUUACUGGCCCAAUCUCACUUCUUGUGAAAAUGAAGAAAGGGCAAAAGUGAGGUGCCCCGUUAACUACUUCUGGUACAGCCUGAGCCUCAUACAGCUUUCCCACAGCUAAGACCUAAGGUGGUGCUUGGGGUCUCCCAGUCUGCUUUAAAAGAGGAGCUGCUUUGAUAUGAGAAUAGGAAAGCACCUGGUGAGUAUCAGUUUCUAAUGCCAUUCUACAAUAAAGGCAAUUCUUAUGCAGACCAGCAAGUACUCAGAAGUGCUUGCAUAGUGCACAUGUGCCAGUGCACUUUGGUAUUUGUAUAGCAUUAACACUCAGUAUAUCCUAUUUCUUUGACUAUGUUUACACUCCAUUCUAAACCAUUUUUCUGUUCUGGCUUAAAUAUUUGUUUGGUCUCAGCUGUGUGGAUAUGACUUAAGCUUAUGCCCAGAGUGGUAGGAAAUCAUACCAUACCCGUGUCUUGCUGCUGGGCUAGAACAUCGUUCUUUACAUUCUAGCCUUUUCCACAUAAAACUGUUACACUAUUUUUAAGGAUGCUACUUAAAACAAUUGCACGAUGUAGGUGGGUCCUACAAAAGUAUGUCUUUUCUAACAAUUUUAAUUUAAAAAAAUCAUGGUUCCAUUCUAGCUCCAAACAAGGGAAAUAGACAAUGUAUUGUUUUAACAUUGGUUUUCCAAUAGUGGAUUUUUUGAGUGGCUAUUAUGAUUAAGGUAAUUGCAAGUGAAAUUAUUCUAAAGCUGUAUGCAUUUUCUCUUUCAUUCUGCUAAAAAGAGUGGAUGGUAGCAUAGAUGACACCUUGUACUGUACCAAGAGUCCUAACUUUCAUUCCUCGAAUGAAUGCUUUCUAAAUAAAUGGACACAGAAAUAAAAGGGUUGAAUAUUGUACCUAACUGGUUUCCAGUUUAACCUAUUUGCCAGACUUUUACAGAUGGACUUGUAUAAGAGCUGUUUGUUCUGAUCUACAGGGCACGUAAUAAUAAUGAAAAUAUUUAGCAGAGAUGACUUACUCAGAUGGCAAAUUAACCGUGUAGGUGAAGCUGCAAAGUCAUCUGGUGAUGUUGUUUCAUGGUCAUUAGUGUGGACAGAUUUUCUAAUGGACUUCAGGUGUAAGAAGAUUUUUUUGUUUGUUUGUUUUUAAAUGGCCAGUGGUUGGAGAUGAGGGGUGUGGAGAGGGACCAGAACUGGCGUUCGUCUCUGCUUUUUUGUUUAUAGACAAAUGUACCCCAACAUCUUUGUAGCGUCCUCUCAUCUGUUGGAGUGGUACAACAGCGGUGUAAUACUGUGUACUCCUGGUUUAAUAGUGCAAAACAAGGAGCCCGCGUCCCCCAGAGCAGUGCAGUGAGAAGGGAGGGAGCGUUGUGCUGGGCCUCCUGGGUGACACCAGCCGAGGCUGGCUGCUUCCUUGUCUCCUGGAUGGUGUUCCAGUUGCGGUUUCUCUGAUGGCAAAACUGCUUUUGUAGGCUACUCUCUCCCCGGCUAUGCCCAACCCCUUUGUGGAUCUGUUUUCUGAAGUAAACCAGAGAAGCGGAGAGGAAAGAAGCAGAUGGCUGUACUGGAGAAAUUGUAACAGAGAAUGCUUAUUUCCAUUUCUUGAUUAAAAUCGCAUCGAUUGUUUCCCUUCUCUUGUCCUUCAGUGGUUAGAUAACCAGUCAAUUAAGAUUUAAUGGACCACAGAUAAGUGCCUGCAUGAUUUUAAGCCCAAGCGGGAUGAGGGUGAGGGAGACUGCCUCUAACCCAGGAGGGCCUCAAUGGAUGGGUUCCUGUCAGCCCAUUCCCGCUGAGCCUUUUUUCAGUGCUUUGUGGCAGAGAUUUAGGUGCUUUCACACAAACAAUUACAGAUUGGACUUUGCCAAAAUAUCAUUCAUAGUCUGUCUUCUGACCUGCUAUCCUCAGUGAUAAAACUGUGCUAUAUCCACUGCACUAUAAUGCAACUCAUUGAGAGAAGGCCAUGGUAACUCUAAGGACUCAGAAGAUUGCCUGACUUGUGAACCACACCUUCCGUAUGGCAGCUCUUAUGCUGAAGUGCUGUGAGCAUCUUCCCACCCCACAAGCAGGUCAUGCCACUCACGGGUUGCAUCGAGGAGCUGUGGAAGCCUUGUUUUCAGAUGCUACACCAGCUCUCUCAUCUCUUCUGAGAGGGGUUGAGAAGCACUCAUCCAGGUUCCUUCUGAGGCUCCCUCUGGAGCCAGCAAUUAGGUGCCACUUUUCUCUCUUUGCUGUACCUCAUUUUUUCCAUUCCUUCCCGAUCCUUGCUCCUUUUAGUCCAUGUGGACAAGAAAAAUGAGAGAUCAGAGGUGGAAACAGUCCCAAAACAAGCGUGCCGCAGCAGCAAGCUAUCCAGUUUAUCCUCAGGCUGUUAAUGUUUGGGACCAAGGUCUAAGGUGCUGAUCCUACCAAAAGCGUGAUAGAUGCCAACAAAAUGAAGGCAUCUUAAAGAGAAGUUUGUGUGAUUGGUGGUACCGGACAUGCAGAAAAGGUGCAAAUGGACUAAGAAGUUAAACUGUCUUAAAGAGGAGGAGAAGGAAACAGCUUUUUCGGUGUAAUGUUACAAGCAUUCAGCAUUUCUGUUCCUCUGGGUGCAGUUCCAUUUCUUAUGAAAGAGGCUCCGUUGGCCCUCUGAAAGGCCUGAUUUUGUCGGUCAGUAGCAGCAUUCCCACCGAAUUCAGUGUGAGCAGAAGCAAGCCAAAUAAAACAGGAACAGUAAAUUAAGCUAAGUUCUGAAGAGCUCAGCUUCUGCCAGUAGAGCAAACAACCUGGGCUGUGUUAAACUCUCCUCUGGCGGCUGCCGUCUAUGUUACUAGAGGGCUUGGAACCGUCAUCCCAAUGUCUCAAGGUUCUAAUUCUUUCAGGUUUUUUACGGUCUGCAGCUGAUAGAGCCCACUUUCAGAUAAUACUGUUUUCAAUCCCGAUUGUUCCUUUUUUGUGAUUCGUAUUACAGGGCCAGCAACACUCCGGCAUUUUUCCUGUUGUCCCACCAAAUUGUAUUAGCAUUUUG